AUGUCUAUAUGCCACUUUUCUGCAUCGUUCUCUCAAAUUACGAUCCCUCAUGUCUAUAUGCAACGUUCCUUCAUCGCUCUCUCACCUUACGUUCCCUCAUGUUUAUAUGACAAUUUCCUCCAUGGCUCUAUCACCUUCCGAUACUUCAUGUUUUUGCCACUUUCCUGCAUUGCCCUCACAUUACGACUCCUCAUCUCUAUAUGCAACUCUCCUUCAUCACUCGCUCACCUUAUGACUCGUCAUAUCUAUAUGCCAAUCUCCAGCGUCGCUCUCUCACCUUACGAUCCAUCAUGUCUAUAUGCUACUUUCUUUCAUUGCACUCUCACCUUACGAUCCCUCUUAUUUAUACGCCACUUUGCUGCCUCGCUCUCUCACCUUACGAUCCAUCAUGUCUAUAUGCCAUUUUCCUGCAUCGCGCUCUUACCUUUCGAUCCGUCAUUUCUAUAUGCAACUUUCAACUCCAUCAACAUCAGUGCAUAA
Acanthosepion pharaonis is the source of this 480-nucleotide messenger RNA. NCBI's taxonomy places the organism in Eukaryota, Metazoa, Mollusca, Cephalopoda, Sepiida, Sepiidae. The record is from the annotation of a GenBank genome assembly.